AUGGGGACGGGUUGGGGUGGGGCCGGCCCGGUCACUGUUCCUCGAUUGGAUCGAUCCAACACGGUUUCAUGUCGUACUACGAUUCCUUCUCUCUCACGGCAGACGCCGGGUCCGAGCCAGGCCCGAAUCUGACAAGCUUCUUACCGCAUUUGUGCCACCGAAUGAGACACCGAGACGCGUAGCCAGAGUCCGAAAUGGAAAAUAUCAGCGAGCGAGUCAAAAAAUUCAGCCGACAACUAGCUAGUGGACGGAUUGAGGAGAAAUAACACGAAGUCAACGCUCAGACGAACCUACCGCAUCUGUCCAAAGCCUCUUGGCCAGCUGAGUUACGUGAUGCCGAGUGAGCGAGUGAGUGAGUGAGUGAAAGAGAGAGAGCGAGAGAGAGAGAGAGAGAGCAGUGCAACCAGUGUCGGAUAUCGAAGUAUCAGAGAACGAAUCAAUAUAUCAAGGAGCGAACUAGCCAGUGGAUGGAUUUAA
Spirodela intermedia is the source of this 477-nucleotide messenger RNA. The record is from the annotation of a GenBank genome assembly. NCBI's taxonomy places the organism in Eukaryota, Viridiplantae, Streptophyta, Magnoliopsida, Alismatales, Araceae.